CCGUAAGAUUUCUGUAAAGUACUCUAGUAUACUGUUACAUGACUGCCGACUAUAUGAGUAUCAACUACACGAGCGCCGAAGCCAUUGCUGCUGCCAAUGCAUAGUUUCCACCUGGCCAGUUCUCGCGAGGCCUAAGCACGUCUGCGACUCCAUCUCCGACCCUUCCCCUUGCUGCUCUCGUAUCAACCUCAUCCCCGAACACUCUAUCAUCCAGCAGCAACGGAGAAGACACCAACAUCGCGGAUCUUACUGAUGGCGAUGACGAUGAGGCGGAGACUCCAGGGAAGGGCGAUCAAGAAGCCGACGAUGACCAGGACCAGGACCAGGACCAGGGAGGGUAAUGGAUAAUCAGCUGUUACGCCCAUGUUCUCGGACUGGCUGAAGGCCGUCUACUCAACAGCAUAGACAAGGGUAUUGCGCCGGACUCGAUAGCGACGAUCGAUCAAGCGAUGCAGCAAACUGCAGCACCUGGCCGAAAUGAAGAGACCGAGGCAGAGAGUUUGCCCGAGCGAGAAGUUCCUCAAGAACCUUCUUCAACCAAGGACCUCCCUCCUUUGUUCGACAAAAUCCGUAAGAUUUCUGUAAAGAUCAGCAAUUCCCCAAAUGGCAAGAGUUUCUUCUUUGAUUGCUGUAGACAUGAAGGUGUAUAUCCGUACGCGCCAGUAACAUAUUGUAAGACGCGGUGGGGAUCAUGGUUCAAGGUGUUACAAUGGCUCCUAAAUGUUCGACCGGGCUAUACCCGUUUUUGCACCUUAGCCGACAACGAACCAUUGGUACCAAAGGUGUCAAGAAAUUCAAAGCCUUAUCGCUGGUACCUAUUAUCCCCGGAGCAAUGGCGAAUGAUAGAAGCCUUGUGCAAGAUACUGCAGCCAGCACUUACAAUCCAGACGCAAUUCGGCGCAGAGACGAACCCUACUCUUUGGAUGGUACUUCCAAGAUUGGUUGAACUCCAUAAGGCUUGGCGUCAAAUGAAGAAUGAACCAGACAUUCCUCUCAUGCUUCACUCGUCAAUUGACGAAGGUCUUCAAUGCAUCGAAGAAUAUUAUGUUGAAGCCCUUGAGGCUAGAACCCCGAUCAUCGCAGUCUAUCUAAAUCCUCUCAUGAAGAAUUUGUGGUUCCAGUUCUUUUUGGGAGAGGAUUUGGCCUCAAAAGCGAGUGGUAUCUUCCGUCAGAUCUUUGAUGAGUAUGCGGCUGCUUUAAAAGCAGCUAGGACGGAGGAAUCAAUCGACUACUCCUUCCGUCAACCUUCCUCUACCGCUGAACAACAAUUUUACAGUCUCUUAGCUAAGCACCGGGCCUCAAUCAUGAACGGGAAUGUGUCUGAAGAGUUUGACCGCUAUAUGGCCUAUUCGGAGGAAGACCCUCAGCUAAUUAAGAUGACGAUGACUCCGCAUCUGAUUGAUGCUGAGUUCGUCCUGGAUUGGUGGAAGCGGAUGGCAGCAUCUUUCCCUAUCAUUGCAAUUAUUGCACGAGAUUAUCUCGCAAUUCCCGCGUCCUCUGUCCCCUGCAAACGUCUGUUCUCCCGCGCCAAGCUUGCGGAUACCGACAGACGUCGAUCAAUGAAAGCAGAGACGUUCAGUCUAGUCCAGACUCUCGGUGCAUCCCUUCGCGCUGAAAGAGCAAGGAAAACGAAGUUGAAGGCUAAGGGCGAGAAGAGAAAAAUGAUUCCUGAUGUAGGAUUGGAUAAGGGUAAGGGUAGUUAGUGUUCAAGGAAGGAAAAGGCGUGAUUUCCUUGUGUAGUAUAGGCUCGGUGUACCCCAUGAUGGAACUGUUUUGUUGAUUGAAAAGUAAA
Cryptococcus deneoformans JEC21 is the source of this 1792-nucleotide messenger RNA. RefSeq lists its product as hypothetical. Gene Ontology annotation, molecular function: protein dimerization activity. The transcript is spliced from 8 exons. The record is from RefSeq and is a predicted model, not a curated record. The coding region runs from base 450 to 1703 and encodes 417 amino acids. NCBI's taxonomy places the organism in Eukaryota, Fungi, Basidiomycota, Tremellomycetes, Tremellales, Cryptococcaceae.